Messenger RNA from Colletotrichum truncatum, 249 nucleotides. RefSeq lists its product as uncharacterized. The record is from RefSeq and is a predicted model, not a curated record. Lineage: Eukaryota; Fungi; Ascomycota; Sordariomycetes; Glomerellales; Glomerellaceae.
AUGGAUGGCACCCGCCUCUUCAACAAUUUUGUCAAUGGCGGCCGUUAUGCUCUCUUCUUCGGUAACAUUUGCCUGAAUACUGAACAGACGACCGGGGAACUGCUUGGAGGCAGCCUCGAACUCCUCGCCAGGUUCCGCAAGGUCAAUAGAGUAGACUCUGUCAGCACCGUUGAGAAGACAACACUCGGCAACUCCCAGACCAAUGCCGCGAUUUGCCCCGUCUUGCCCUUUAGUGUGAGAAUGGGCUGA